Messenger RNA from Haliotis rufescens (red abalone), 2916 nucleotides. RefSeq names its product protein saal1-like. The record is from RefSeq and is a predicted model, not a curated record. Bases 84 to 1682 code for a protein of 532 amino acids. The transcript is spliced from 12 exons. Lineage: Eukaryota; Metazoa; Mollusca; Gastropoda; Lepetellida; Haliotidae.
AUUGAUCAGGCAUGGCCGACGCGGGAAGAAAACCAUAAUAUUUACAAGUUUAAUUUUUGUUUUGCACAGGUUACAAAUCAAGUAUGAGUGGAGAUGGUGAAGAAAUUGGAGACUCCCCCCAGGUUACACGGAACCCCUCCCCGCCACCAGAGCUCUGCCAGAAUGAUGAGGUGCAUGGAGACAGUAUUGGUCAGACUGCCUUCAGUAAACACUGGCUGUUCACCACCCUGAUGAAACUCAUUCAGGAAGUGGACAAGGAGAAUGAGGGUAAAGAGGCUGCUGAGUCAGAGUUUGGGGUGGAUGUGGAUGAAGACCUUCAGAACGAGCUGUGUAAGCUCUGGGACAUGUCCAUGAAUCCUGAGGUUGCAUCUUUCCUAGAUGAAUUCAAAGCAGUGGAGAUUUUGACUGGUGUGAUUGCUAAGUCCAAAGCCCCAAGAGUGACUGAGAUCUGUGUGGGUAUUCUGGGCAAUAUGGCGUGUGAUAAAGAGAUAUGCAAGGUCAUCACAGCAUGUGAUAAGCUGGUGAAGAUGAUUGUCAUGAUGGUUGAAAAUCCAGACCCUCCAACUCUAGUGGAAACAACAAGGCUGGUGUACACCUGUCUGUCGAACCGUGAAGCGGGGAGUACAUGGAUCACCAGCAUCAAGUCAGACUCAACAUUCUUCACCAACAUUUGCUUCAUCCUCCACAGUUCCACAAACACCGACCUGCUGAAGAACACAGGCGAGUGUGUGGAUGCCCUCCUGGAUCAGGAUGAAGAGCUGUGUGGAGACUGGGCAACUCAGGACCUGGUGGAGUCACUCCUCGAGGCUGUCAAACAGAUAGGGUACAGUCACAGUGAGACACUGGAGACGUUCAUGCACAUCUUCCAGUUGCUAUCUACGUCUGAGGCAGGUGUGACAGCUCUAGUUCUCUGUGCGGAUGUGCUGCAGAUUCCACUGUUGAAGUAUCUACUUGGUGUGUGCGAGUACGAGAUCGUGGGGCUGGAUGGUCACGAGGACUGCCUGGCGUCAGCGCUGUCCGUGCUGAAUGUGCUGUACAGCUCCUCGCCAGACGUUGUAGAUAAACUGUCAUCAGCCCCGGACCUCAUUCGAAUCCUUCUCAAAAUCCUGGAGCCCUUGUUUCCACUCCUACCCGAAAACACAGAAACCCUGAAAACAGUUUCCAGGUAUUCCAAAACAGCCACCAUCCCCCCUCCUCCAGACAAAUCUACAGGGGAAGAGUCCAGUGAAAACGGACACACAAGCAAGGACACAGAUGACACAGAGGAUGGCGGGGACAAACAGAUGUCCAUUGAGGGAGUGUCCAGUCCUGCACCAACAGAAUCUCACACAACAGAGGCAGAAGUGCACAAGUACAGACUACUAUAUGGGGUGUUGAAAGACUUCCUGCAUGAUGUCGUUGUGUCCUUGGUAACAGAUGAUGAUGACGCCCACGAUGCCCCCACCCCUCCUCUCUUCAUCUCCGUCCUGAACUACCUCAACUCCAACUGCAGCCGCGCCAGGAUCAAUUACAUGCUACUGUCCUUUCACAAUGUCAAACACAGCGAUGUCGACCUUACAGACCACUUGUUUCACUUGUGUCAGAAAUAUUCUCAAGACAGACUGCGACGCAUUGUCCAAGACUUCAAGGAAGGGGAAAUAUUCUUCCGUUCUGACUCUCUGAGCGUUGAGGAAAAGCGGUAGCGAUGCGUGAAUGAUCGUUUUGUUUUGCACACCAUGCAUACUGCUCAACAAUCACUGGGGGUAGUGUAGGUCUCGGCCAAUGGUUUGGAUGUAAAUCAAGAUACACUAGAACAUGUACAACUAUUUCUUAUCCUGACAACAUAUUGCAAUUUCCUUCUUCACUCCAAUCAUAUUACAGAGAACCCAAAACGGGUCCACAUUUCACCACAUAAUAUAACAUAGUAACCUCAUAGGAUGGGAUAAAUAUGUGAAGAACGUUUGAUAAGACCGAUGUCAAAGGAUAUUAUUCCCCAAAUCAAAGCACACAUGUAACCUGUUGUGGGAUGAAAAGGAAAGUGAGGGAUCAAGGACAGAUAACUCUGAUAGGUAACCAAGGUAACUCUGAUGUAGAAGAGGCACAUUUAGGGUUCUGUGUUAUGAUUAUAGUGAAGCAUUAAAUUGCAAUGUGUAUAAAUAUAAUUAAUAUGGGGAAGAUUGUGCCAGAUUAAAAAAACAGUUUUGGGCAUCUUGAUGGUGUUUUUUCUUCACAACUUGAUUCAUACAUACAAUUUCUGGUUUAAUCGUUUUGAAAAUCCCUUUGAGGAUGUGAACAUUUUUAAGUUUUAGAGGGGGGAAUGUCAACUUUUUAAAGUUUUUAUCCUAAAUUUUGGAGCUCUCCUUUACUUCAUAUUAAAUUUCAUCAUGAUAAAUCAAAAAUGGCAAAACAUUGAUAGCCAGUCAUUUGUCAGAUUUUCAUGUGAAAGUGUACAAAGAUUGUUUAAACUAACUCAGAUUGUGUAUGUAUGGAGACAGCAAUAGUGUCUUUAUGGUUUGCUCACAGACUUUUGAAAAUAUUAUGCCUCACCUUGCUGCCAAAGCAGCCUUACUGCAAAUCACAUUUCCUCAACUUGAUCCCCCUGUGUGUAUCCUUUUCAUUAUGAGGUGGUUCACUUUUAUGUUACUUGGAUCCUGCCAACUAAAAAAUCAGGGAGGAAUACAAAAAAGUUUAAAGAUUUUAUUUUGUUAAUGCCAAGACUGAUAAUCAUGCUUAUGAAUAUGAAAAUCAAUGGUUAUCCAAACUGUGUUGGUUUGUUCCCAUGGAAAUGCUAUAAAAUAAUUAACAUUCCUGUCAUGUUUGAAAAAAAUGACAUAAAAGAAAAUACAGAAUUUGAAAAAAGUUCUCUUAUCCUAAUGACCCUAUCAUUCUUAACAGGCAAAAAAUAUUAAUUGAAGAAACUAAAAUGUUUGGAUUUUU